Messenger RNA from Elgaria multicarinata webbii, 4222 nucleotides. RefSeq names its product STT3 oligosaccharyltransferase complex catalytic subunit B (gene STT3B). Gene Ontology annotation, molecular function: dolichyl-diphosphooligosaccharide-protein glycotransferase activity. Gene Ontology annotation, cellular component: membrane. Gene Ontology annotation, biological process: post-translational protein modification. The record is from RefSeq and is a predicted model, not a curated record. Lineage: Eukaryota; Metazoa; Chordata; Lepidosauria; Squamata; Anguidae. The coding region runs from base 298 to 2757 and encodes 819 amino acids. The transcript is spliced from 16 exons.
CUGCUCCAGUCUCGCGCCCGUUCCUCUGCCUCGCGCCGCACUGGGAUGUUGGCGGCGGCAGCAGAAGCGGGCGGCAAUUCGUGGGGCACCGAAAAGGAGGGGGAGGCGGGCGGCAAGAGGCUCCACCGCCAGUGAAAGGGGCGGAAAGACACCUCUCCUUCAACCUCUCCCCUCCUCCUCCGUCGUCGUCGUCGUCCUCCUCCUCUCGCGAAGCGCGCUGAGGGAACGGGGCGGACUCUGCUCCUCCUCCUUCGCCGCGCGUUAGGCGGAGAGACAGCGAGGAGCCCGGGGAGCAACAUGGCGGAGCACUCAGCCCCGGACCACAAGCACAAGCCCGGUGCCGCCGCCUCGUCAUCUUCUAACUCCGCCGUCGGCUCCCAAGCGCUGGCCAACAGCAGAGGCUCCUCGGCGGCGGCUGGUGCCGGGCCCCCGGCGGGCGGGGGCGGCCUAUCGGGGGGCCUGUCGCAGCCGGCGGGCUGGCAGUCGCUGCUCUCCUUCACUAUCCUCUUCCUAGCCUGGCUGGCCGGUUUCAGCUCCAGGCUCUUCGCCGUCAUCCGCUUCGAAAGCAUCAUACACGAGUUCGACCCCUGGUUUAACUACAGAUCAACACAUCAUCUUGCAUCACAUGGAUUUUAUGAAUUCUUAAACUGGUUUGAUGAAAGAGCGUGGUAUCCGCUAGGAAGAAUAGUAGGUGGGACUGUAUACCCAGGGCUGAUGGUGACAGCUGGCCUCAUACAUUGGAUUUUAAAUCUGCUUAACAUCACUGUCCACAUAAGAGAUGUAUGUGUGUUCCUUGCACCAGUUUUUAGCGGCCUUACAUCAAUUUCUACUUUCCUGCUUACCAGAGAACUGUGGAACCAGGGAGCAGGGCUUCUAGCUGCCUGUUUUAUUGCGAUAGUACCAGGUUACAUAUCAAGAUCAGUUGCAGGAUCUUUUGACAAUGAAGGGAUAGCUAUUUUUGCACUGCAGUUCACAUACUACUUGUGGGUAAAGUCUGUGAAAACUGGAUCAGUCUUCUGGACAAUAUGCUGCUGCCUAUCCUAUUUCUACAUGGUUUCUGCAUGGGGUGGUUAUGUUUUCAUCAUCAACCUUAUUCCACUGCAUGUAUUUGUGCUACUGUUGAUGCAAAGAUACAGCAGGAGGGUCUACAUAGCAUAUAGCACUUUCUAUAUUGUGGGCUUAAUAUUAUCCAUGCAGAUACCUUUUGUUGGAUUUCAGCCAAUUAGAACAAGUGAGCACAUGGCAGCUGCAGGUGUGUUUGCACUGCUGCAGGCCUAUGCUUUCUUGCAAUAUAUGAGAGACAGGUUGACAAAGCAAGAAUUUCAGACCUUGUUCUUCUUGGGUAUAUCAUUAGCUGCUGGAGUUGUAUUCCUAAGUGUUAUCUAUUUAACAUAUACAGGUUACAUUGCACCAUGGAGUGGCAGAUUUUAUUCAUUAUGGGACACUGGGUAUGCGAAAAUUCACAUCCCGAUCAUUGCCUCUGUGUCUGAGCAUCAGCCUACAACAUGGGUUUCCUUCUUUUUUGAUCUACAUAUUCUCGUGUGUACUUUCCCAGCAGGGCUGUGGUUCUGUAUCAAAAACAUCAGUGAUGAAAGAGUCUUUGUGGCUUUGUAUGCAAUCAGUGCUGUUUACUUUGCUGGAGUGAUGGUUCGUCUGAUGUUAACUUUGACUCCAGUGGUCUGUAUGCUGUCGGCAAUUGCUUUCUCCAAUGUUUUUGAGCACUACUUGGGUGAUGAUAUGAAAAGAGAGAAUCCACCAAUAGAAGAUAGCAGUGAUGAGGAUGAUAAAAGAAACCCAGGAAAUCUUUAUGAUAAGGCAGGUAAAGUGAGGAAACACAUAUCCGAACAGGAAAAAACUGAAGAAGGUCUUGGGCCCAAUAUUAAAAGCAUUGUUACAAUGUUGAUGCUAAUGCUGUUGAUGAUGUUUGCUGUCCACUGUACAUGGGUAACUAGCAAUGCCUAUUCCAGUCCAAGUGUCGUUCUGGCCUCUUACAAUCACGAUGGCACUCGGAAUAUUUUGGAUGACUUCAGAGAAGCAUACUAUUGGCUAAGACAAAACACAGAUGAACAUGCCAGAGUAAUGUCCUGGUGGGAUUAUGGCUAUCAAAUAGCAGGAAUGGCAAAUCGGACUACUCUAGUUGACAAUAAUACUUGGAAUAACAGCCACAUAGCCCUGGUAGGAAAAGCUAUGUCUUCAAAUGAGACAGCAGCAUAUGAGAUCAUGAGAAGUCUGGAUGUGGAUUAUGUAUUAAUAAUUUUUGGAGGUGUAAUUGGCUACUCUGGUGAUGAUAUCAACAAGUUCUUGUGGAUGGUGAGGAUAGCUGAAGGAGAACAUCCUAAAGAUAUCAGGGAAAGUGACUACUUUACUCCACAGGGAGAGUUUCGAGUUGAUAAAGCAGGCUCUCCAACUUUGCUAAACUGUCUAAUGUAUAAAAUGUCAUAUUACAGAUUUGGGGAAAUGCAGCUGGAUUUUCGGACACCCCCAGGAUUUGAUCGCACACGCAAUGCUGAGAUUGGGAACAAGGACAUUAAGUUUAAACAUUUGGAAGAAGCCUUCACAUCAGAGCACUGGCUUGUUAGAAUAUAUAAAGUGAAGCAGCUAGACAACAGAGAGACACUGGAUCAUAAGCCUAGGUUAACCAACAUUUUACCAAAACAGAAGUAUUUGUCAAAAAAGACUGCCAAAAGGAAGCGUGGCUACAUUAAGAAUAAACUAAUUUUAAAGAAAGGCAAGAGACCCAACAGGAAGACAGUUUAAAUACACUGUACUGAUUGCUAAUAUUGAAGCAGUUGUCCUUGAGAUAACCAGUCUUUGCCUUUAGCUCAAGUCAUGUUUCACAGCAACAUGAGGGUACAGAACCAUCAUUGGUCCAGAUUAUUGUACAAAAUUUUCAGGCAAUGUCUGACUUAAAUUUUGGCUUAUUGAGAACAGCUGUUUUAGAUUUGUAUUGUGGAGCAAGACAGAGCUGCUGCCCAGGUCUAGCAGCAGAUUUUUUAAAAAUUGGUACAUAUUAUCCUUCCAAUCAAUUGAAUUUGGACUGAUUGCACCAAAGAGCCCUUUAAUUCGGUCCUUGGCACAUGCAUACUUGUCAGUUUUUUAAGUUCUGCUGAACAGCAAUAUCUUAAUUGGAAUGGUGAAAUGUAUGAAUUGACAGUCUGACACUUUCAGAAGUGUGGGUAUUUUUAUAUUCAGCUACUAGAACAACUCCUUUUGAGAUAUUUAUUUUACAAGAUUUCAUGAUAUGUAUUCUCCUACUGCUGUAUGUUGUGUUCAGGACUGCAAGCCAAGCUGCAACUUCACUAAUCACAGGACAGAUUACAUAAUUGGAUGAUGCCAUUUGUUUUGAAAAGAGGUGGUCUUCCUGCCCUUAUGCAGGUGUGUUCCUGAAAUAUACAGGGAAGAUCUUGCACAGUUAGGUAGAUACAAGGGCUACAUUUGUAUCUUACAUCUGACACGACAGUAAUGAAUGCUACUAAGCACCAUAGCACCUGGUGUUUUCAGAACUUGCUUGUUUACCUACAUAUUUACAUAAUACAGUAAUUUGGCCUGUUAGGAGAAAAAUUGACAAGUAUUCAAUCAUUUUCUGUGGCUAUUACAAAGGCAGAGGGGUGUAUAAACCGCCCUGACUUUUUGAUGGGGUUAGGUUCCUGGAAAUGACGUUUUUCUCCAUAUCUUUAUUUAGUGCUUCAGUUGAUGAAAUUUAUGUUUGAAUAUGUGCUUUGUCUUUUAUAUUUUAUUGGAAAGGCAACUUAUCAAGUGCACUAAAUUACCAAAUGGAGACUGAACAUGCUCACUUUCCAGCUAUAGGAAACUUUACAAACUUGAACAUUCUUUAGUUAUUUUAAUAAAAUUUAAAAAAAAUGUAUGUGGGGGUAGGGUUCAUUUGACAGCCACAGGAUAUAAUUUUGAUAUAGGAAACAGCUUAUACCAGAUGUAUUGGUGUAAAGCAGAAUAGUAUGUACCUUCCAAACAAAAUAUCUAUUGCUCAGUGAGAAUGUUACUGCUGACUUUUCUUCUCAGAUGUAUAAUUUUUAUUUGUAAAUUCAUUUUUGAGUAAAGAGGUUAUUAAAUCAAUAAUGCAGUGGCAACAUUUUCACGAAACUACAAUCUGGAUUUCUGACCCUUUCUCAUUGAGAUUAUAUUACUUUGUUGCUUCAAAGCUCAAUGCAAACCCGUUGUUCACUAUAGGGAAAAAUAAAGUUAAAUCAAGUUUUGUGUUAAA